AAGCCCUUUUCCCCAACUCUUUCAGACGUUACUCACUCUCUUCUGCGUCUCUUCACACUCACAACUCAAACCAGAGUACAAUUCUCCUAAAUUACCAGGAAAAAAAAAAAUACAAAAAGCUAAGCAGAGAAUCCAUUCUAUUCCCUCCUUUUUCUUUUUUUUUGAUUCUUCAUUUUAUGUACAGCAACUUUCUCCUAACCGAAGUACUUCGAAGUAUAGUUUUUUCCGUCUUUAACAAAAGAAUUUUGUGCCUUGUUAUUGGGUUCUUCUUCUUUGCUUUCUGACCAUUCUUUUUUGGGAUUGAUAUUAGUAAGUCAGCGAUUUCAGAAUCAGCACCACACUAUAUAAAACUCCUUCAUUCUUUUCUUCAAUCUUUCUUUCUCUGUAUUUUUCUUUUUGGGGUUUAAUUUCUGAUGGAUUCAGCUGUGCUUGAUAGCAUAAUUAAUAGGUUGCUUGAUGUUAAGGGUAAACCUGGGAAACAAGUUCAGCUUUCUGAGCCUGAGAUCCGCCAACUUUGCCUUGUUUCUAGGGAUCUUUUCUUGAAGCAGCCUAAUCUUCUUGAAAUUGAAGCACCUGUUAAGAUUUGUGGAGAUAUACAUGGGCAGUAUUCUGAUCUCCUGCGACUGUUCGAAUAUGGUGGAUUACCUCCAAAAUCCAAUUACUUGUUCCUGGGUGAUUAUGUUGAUCGCGGGAAGCAGAGUCUGGAAACAAUAUGUCUUCUCCUUGCAUAUAAAAUUAAAUACCCCGGGAACUUCUUUCUUUUAAGGGGCAACCACGAAUGUGCUUCUGUAAAUCGUAUAUAUGGAUUCUAUGAUGAGUGUAAAAGAAGGUUUAAUGUCAGACUCUGGAAAGUCUUUACAGAUUGCUUCAACUGCCUUCCCGUGGCAGCACUCAUUGAUGAAAGGAUUCUAUGCAUGCACGGGGGACUUUCACCUGAGUUACAUAAUCUAGACCAAAUUCGCAAUCUUCGUCGUCCAACUGAUGUUCCCGAUAGCGGUUUGUUGUGUGAUCUUUUAUGGUCCGAUCCUUGUAAUGACAUCCAAGGUUGGGGAAUGAAUGAUAGAGGCGUCUCCUUUACCUUUGGAGCUGAUACAGUCACUGAGGCUCUUCAAAAGUUGGAUCUUGAUCUUAUUUGUCGUGCGCACCAGGUUGUUGAGGAUGGCUACGAGUUCUUUGCUAAUAGGCAGCUUGUUACUAUAUUUUCAGCACCUAAUUAUUGUGGAGAGUUUGACAAUGCUGGAGCUAUGAUGAGUGUGGAUGAUACUUUAAUGUGUUCUUUCCAAAUAUUAAAGCCUGCUGAGAAGAGGCUGAAAUUUGGCUUUGGUAGCGCAACUAGUACCAAAACUGGAGGUCCAGCUAAGGUUAAGUCUUUUCUUGGGGGAAGAAUUUGACGAGGCGAACCAUCUUUGACGUAGUCAGAUGCAGAAGGUUUUCAUUACAUGGAAUGCAGGAUGGUAUGUGUUUUACCGGCAGGGCAGGUUUGGUGCGUUUGAUGUAUCAAAUUUAGCCAAAGUAAAAGCCGCAAAGAGAUAUUGGUUCGGGAGGGCAAUGUCGUCGUUCUUCAGUCUUUAUAUUUGCUAAUAUAUUGUACAAGUUACUGGUAAAAGGCUUAUGAUAAAUGUAUGGUGUAUGAAUUGGUAUGAAAGAUGUACAAUACCAAUUACCAACAGGAUUUGCUAACCAGGAAGUCUUAGUUAUCAAUGUUAUCAAGUCUCUAAUUUAAUUUGCUGUCAUUUUGAAACUUGAUAACAUGAAUCAUGAAUGUAUUGAGUAUUGAGUUCUAGCUUAUUUUUUUG
Molecule: messenger RNA, 1796 nt
Organism: Amaranthus tricolor (Joseph's coat)
Lineage: Eukaryota; Viridiplantae; Streptophyta; Magnoliopsida; Caryophyllales; Amaranthaceae
Product: serine/threonine-protein phosphatase PP1 isozyme 3-like
Exons: 4
Coding region: 414-1391 (325 amino acids)
Cellular component (GO): cytoplasm; nucleus
Molecular function (GO): protein serine/threonine phosphatase activity
Source: RefSeq, a predicted model, not a curated record